Molecule: messenger RNA, 1248 nt
Organism: Oryctolagus cuniculus (rabbit)
Lineage: Eukaryota; Metazoa; Chordata; Mammalia; Lagomorpha; Leporidae
Product: death domain-containing membrane protein NRADD
Biological process (GO): Rho protein signal transduction
Cellular component (GO): cell surface; plasma membrane
Molecular function (GO): coreceptor activity; death receptor activity; nerve growth factor binding
Source: RefSeq, a predicted model, not a curated record
CCGCACCCCGCCCGGCCCCGCCUCCCCAUUGUCCGGCCCCUUCCCGGUCCCACCUCCCGGCCCGCCCCGUGCCGCGCUGGGCGGACCCGAACCUGGCCUCCCCAGGGACUCCGCGCCGGCUUCCUGGCGGGCCCGCGGGUGGGCCCACGGGUGGUCUCGUGGCUUCAGAGGCCGAAGUCUCGCCCCGCUAAGUGGAUCGUGCACCCGCGAGGGACGGCGCAGCAGCCCGUCGUGGACUCAGGAGCAAGCUCCCAGGGAACCAGGCUGACCAGCAGAGCCAUGCUUCAGAAUUCCCACCACAGCAAAGACAUGGCUUUUGUGGAUAGGAGCCUGAGAGGGCAGGACGGGGACGGGGAUGGGGUACGGACAGGGGCAGGCACAGCCCUGGCCUUCAAUACCUCCUCCUCAUUCCCGGAUGAGCCUCCCGAGGGCUCAGGCAACAUCAUCCCCGUCUACUGUGCCCUUCUGGCCACUGUGGUCCUCGGUCUGCUUGCAUACGUGGCCUUCAAGUGCUGGCGAUCACAUAAGCAAAGACGGCAGCUGGCCAAAGCUCGCACUGCAGAACUGGGUGGCCUCGACAGGGACCAGAGGCACGAAAACAGUGUCUUUUUGGACUCGCCCAGUGAUCCCAGCCAGGGGCCACAGUAUGAGCCUGGCUGCCGACUCUACCUGCAUCUCCCCCGGCAGCAGCAGGAGGAAGCAGAGCGGCUCCUGGAGGUGUCGGGCGAAGCUGACAAGGGCUGGCGGGGUCUGGCAGGCCGCCUGGGCUACCCGCCUGAGGCUGUGGAGACCAUGGCCCAGGGCCAGACGCCAGCCUAUACCCUGCUGAGGGACUGGGCCACUCAAGAGGGCAGCAGAGCCACCCUCAGGGUGCUAGAGGAAGUCCUGGCUGCCAUGGGUCGUGAAGAUGUGGUCCAGGCCCUGAGCCCCCCAGCCGAAGGCUGCUCUGUGGUGUGAAUGAUGGGGCGUGUUCCCCACCCCCACCCCAGCUCCUCAUACACCUUCCCCUUGUGGGCUUCCUGGCAUUGCUGGCCUCAACCCGCUUGGUUCUGGGGGAAACACCAAAGAUGCUGCCACCACUCACUUGCUCUCCCUCUCCCCUCCAGGACAGGUACCGGCCUAUGGGGGAGAAGGGAGGUUGGCAGUGAGGGUGGUCCUGCCCUCCCAGUCUCUACUCCACCUCCCUUUAUUUAGCCUCAGCUAUUUUUCUACUUUUGUAUCACACAUUAAAGGUACUUUGGACUUGUU